Molecule: messenger RNA, 3785 nt
Organism: Perca fluviatilis (European perch)
Lineage: Eukaryota; Metazoa; Chordata; Actinopteri; Perciformes; Percidae
Product: protein NLRC3-like
Biological process (GO): regulation of apoptotic process
Molecular function (GO): protein binding
Source: RefSeq, a predicted model, not a curated record
AAAGAAGAGUGAGGAGGAGGAGCUGCAGCUUUGAACAAAUGAAUGUUGGUCGUCAGAAACAUAAGAUCAGGCUGAAGGAGACAUUUGAACGUGUGACUGAAGGAGCUGAAACAGGAAGUAGAACCCUCCUCAACAGGAUCUACACUGCCCUCUACAUCAUAGAGGGACAGAGUGAAGAGGUUAAUACCCAACAUGAGGUGAGGCAGCUCGAGACAGCUUCCAAGAAGAAGACCCUCCAUGACUCUCCAAUCAAGUGCUGUGACAUCUUUAAAGCCUUACCUGACCAACAGAAACACAUCAGAGUGGUUCUGACGAGCGGCGUCGCUGGCGUUGGAAAAACCUUCUCAGUGCAGAAGUUCUGUCUGGACUGGGCCGAGGGUUUGGAGAACCAAGAUAUCAGUCUGGUGAUUCCUCUUUCCUUCAGGGAGCUGAACUUGAUCAAAGAUGAGCAGUACAGUCUUCUGGAGCUGCUCCGUGUUUUCCAUCCAACAUUACAGGAGGUCCCAGCAGAGCAGCUCGCUGGCUCUAAAGUUCUCUUCAUCUUUGACGGCCUGGAUGAAAGCAGACUUUACCUGGAUUUCAACAACAAUGAGGCUGUUUCUGAUGUCACACAGAAGUCAUCAGUCAACGUGCUGUUGACAAACCUCAUCCAGGGGAAGCUGCUUCCCUCGGCUCUCGUCUGGAUAACUUCCCGACCUGCAGCAGCCAAUCAGAUCCCUCCUGCGUGCGUUGACAGGGUAACAGAAGUACAAGGCUUCACUGAUGCCCAGAAGGAGGAGUACUUCAGGAAGAGAGUCAGUGAUGAAGAGCUGUCCAGCAGAAUCAUCUCCCACAUCAAGACCUCCAGGAGCCUACACAUGCGUCUGUCCCCAGUCUUCUGCUGGAUCACUGCUACAGUUCUGGACCACAUGUUGACUGCAGACCAGAGAGGAGAGCUGCCCAAGACCCUGACUGACAUGUACUCACACUUCCUGCUGGUUCAGACAAAGAGGAAGAAGCUCAAGUAUGCUGAGGGACAUGAGACGAGUCCACAGGAGCUGACGGAGGCUGACGGGGAAGUUCUUCUGAAGCUGGGGAGGCUGGCGUUUGAACAGCUGGAGAAAGGAAACAUCAUGUUCUACCAAGAAGACCUGGAGCGCUGUGGUCUGGAUGUCACAGAGGCCUCGCUGUACUCAGGAGUUUGUACAAAGAUCUUCAAAAGAGAGAGUGUGAUCUUCCAGAAAACAGUCUACUGCUUCAUUCAUCUGAGCGUUCAGGAGUUUCUGGCUGCAGUCUACCUGUUCCACUGUUACACCAACAGGAACACACAGGAGGACUUCCUGGGAGAAGACAGGGACCAGAAGGAACAAGAUGACCAUUACCCAUCCCUGGAUGUCUUCCUGAAGAGAGCCAUGAAGAAAUUAGAAAGUAAAAAUGGCUACCUGGACCUGUUUGUCCGCUUCCUUCAUGGCCUCUCUCUGGAGUCCAACCAGAGACUCUUAGGAGGCCUGCUGGGUCAGACAGACAGCAGUCCAGAAAUCAUCCAGAGAGCCAUCAAAAACCUGAAGAAGAUGAACAGUUAUGGGAUCUCUGCUGACAGAAGCAUCAACAUCUUCCACUGUCUGACGGAGAUGAACGACCGCUCAGUCCAUCAGGAGAUCCAAGAGUUCCUGAAGUCAGAGAACAGAUCAGAGAAGAAACUCUCUGAGAUUCAGUGCUCAGCUCUGUCCUACAUGCUGCAGAUAUCAGAGGAGGUUCUGGAUGAGUUGGACCUGGAGAAGUACAACACAACACCAGAGGGACGAUGGAGACUGUUUCCAGCUGUGAGGAACUGCAGGAAGGCUCGACUUUCUGACUGUUACCUCUCUGAGACUGACUGUGAAGUUGUGGCCUCAGCGCUGAAGUGCAACCCCUCCCAUCUGAGAGAGCUGGACCUGAGUUACAAUGACCUGCUGGAUUCAGGAGUGGAGCAUCUGUGUGCUGGACUGCAGAGUCCAAACUGUAGACUGGAGACUCUCAGAUUGGUGGUCUGCAGUUUGUCAGAGAUCAGCUGUGCUUCUCUGGUCUCAGCUCUGAAGUCCAACCCCUCCCUUCUGAGAGAGCUGGACCUGAGUGGAAACAAGCUGCAGGAUUCAGGAGUGAAGCUGCUGUGUGAUCUUGUAGCGAAUCCAAACUAUCGACUGGAUACUCUGUGGACGAGUUACAGGGCUGCACCUGACAGACAUGAAGGAGAUCCGUCUUCGUCAGAGUCAAACCUUGAUGUGUCUGAGAACAGAAGAGAGGACCAGCUGUCUCCUGAUGAUCCAGAGAGGUUGGAGCAGCAGCAGCUUGUGUGUGGAGAGGCUCCCGAUACAAAUGAAAUGUUCUUUUUCACACCUGAGCUGCUGACUGAGUCUGGAAAGACUACAUACAGGUUCAGGUGUCCUGGUCCAGGUGGGUUCCAGUGUGCUUUGACUGGACUGGGGUUUGUUACGACUCAAGAGGCGGAGCUGCUGUACAACACUGUCCAAUGGGAUGAGAGCCUCCUCCAAUCAGCUGGCAGGAUGGCUGCAGGGCCGCUGUUUGACAUCAAGUGUUCAGAGGAUGGAGCAGUCUGUCAGCUCCACCUUCCACACUGUGAAACAAAGGAGGUGCUGCUUGUUGAUGGCCUGUUGUCUGUCGUCCACAUCACUGAUGAUGGGAUGAACAUCUUGGAGCCGCUGGAGAUUACAGACACUCAUGUGGUCGUGAAGGUCCCUCACCUCUCUGCCUUUGGCCUGAUCUGGGAUAUCGUUAAAAGAUUUCUGAACAUCUCACUGCCAAUAGAGGCCCAAGUUCUUCUGUUCCUCCGAUCUUUGAAUGUUGCUCGUCCAGUACUCAAUGUUUUACUGCUGCCUGGCAACAUCCCUUUAACUGAGGUUAAAAUGCAAUACCAAGAUGCUGAGCACAUCCAGAUCCCUUCCUACUGUGAUGUCAUAUCUGGUCAAAGUUACAGUGUCCACUGUGACCCUGAGGUCCACAAAAUACAGCCUGAGAGUGCACCAUUUCGCUUAAGGUAUGGACCAAAUUACCAUGCAACAUUUAAAGUUCUCCUGAAGAUGAUCCCAGAGAACGUGACCUUGAUGUUCCAGGACCAAGAGAGGAGGGAAGUCCUGAAGUGUGACGUCAGUCUGAGAGGUCCAACUGGGCCAAAUCCACAGAGGAAUGACCCAGCAGAGGACAGUGUCCCAGCAGAGGACAGGUAUCCUCCAGAAGACAGGUUGUUUCUAGUUCGGACACAGUUUGUAGAGCGAGUGUCUGAUCCAGUUCUGAACCAGCUUCUGGAUAAACUCCUUGAGCGUGGUGUUAUAACUGAUGGUGAAAUGCAGUCAGUCAGAACAGGCAGAGCAGAGAAAGCCCGAGACCUGAUGGACACGGUGAGAAGAAAAGGAAGAGCAGCCAGCUCAGUUCUGAUCUCUGCUCUCUGUGAGGUGGAUCCAGUCCUUUCCACAGAGCUGAGGUUAAUGUGAAGAACCAAACUGUGGAGAGUUGGGAUGGAUCUCUACAAUAACUGACUGGUACACAUUGUCUCUUUGAAAUGAAAAGCUGUUAAAGUCUGUUUUUAAUAAGUGGACUUUGACUCUGAAAGUGAUUGAGUCCAGUAAAGAGCAGAGUGCUGUUCUUAGUUUCAGCCACUAGAUGGAGACAGAACUUCACUGAUGGACAAACAAGAUGCAGAAUCAGAACAUCAGAAAACCAGCUGAGAAAGAUUUCUGAGUGAACAUUGAACUGUUGUUUAAAGAGGUGAUAGAAAGAUUAUAUAGGGUAUUUCACACUGUUCCUUAAGG